This is a messenger RNA of Betta splendens (Siamese fighting fish), 3610 nucleotides long. It is a transcript of the gene hid1a, whose product is annotated as HID1 domain containing a. The coding region runs from base 99 to 2501 and encodes 800 amino acids. Lineage: Eukaryota; Metazoa; Chordata; Actinopteri; Anabantiformes; Osphronemidae. Gene Ontology annotation, cellular component: Golgi medial cisterna; Golgi trans cisterna; membrane. The transcript has 19 exons. The record is from RefSeq and is a predicted model, not a curated record.
CGCCAACCACUCAAGAGAAGGGACGGACGGACGGAGGUGAGGUUGUCAGGGAUCCUGAGCUGCAGCGGUUCUCGUGGUAAUAAAGGGAAAUAACCAAAAUGGGAAGCACCGAUUCAAAGCUGAACUUCAGGAAAGCGGUGAUUCAGCUGACAACUAAAACGCAGCCCGUGGAAGCCACAGACGACGCGUUCUGGGACCAGUUCUGGACCGACACCACCACCACAGUGCAGGAUGUUUUCGCACUGGUGCCGGCUGCAGAGAUAAGAGCGGUUCGGGAGGAGUCUCCCUCCAACCUGGCAACACUCUGCUACAAGGCCGUAGAGAAGCUGGUGCAGGGGGCAGAGUCCGGAUGCCCCACGGAGCGGGAGAAGCAGGUGAUCCUGAACUGCACCCGCAUCCUGACUCGCAUCCUUCCCUACAUAUUCGAAGACCAGGACUGGAGAGGAUUCUUCUGGUCCACGGUGCCGGGUGCUGGGCGGUGUGGGACAGAUGAGCUGGAUGACGAUGAUGGAGCUCGACCGCUGGCCGAGUCAUUGCUCCUGGCGAUCGCUGACCUGCUCUUCUGCCCCGACUUCACCGUGCACAGCCACAGGAAAGGCCCCGACUUGGUAGAGAACAUGCAGUCCAUAGACAGCUGUGAGUACAUCUGGGAGGCUGGCGUGGGCUUCGCACAGUCGCCCCCGCUCAACUACAUCCACGACCUGAACAGGACGGAGCUGCUGAGGCUGCUGCUCACCUGCUUCUCCGAGGCCAUGUACCUGCCGCCGUCUUCGGACAACAGCGUCCUCAACCCCUGGGUGACCUUCUUCUGCUCCACGGAGAACAGACACGCUCUGCCUCUGUUCACCUCCCUGUUGAACGUGGUGUGCGCCUACGACCCGGUGGGCUACGGCAUCCCGUACAACCACCUGCUCUUCUCCGACUACCGGGAGCAGCUGGUGGAGCAGGCGGUGCAGAUCCUCAUCGUGACGCUGGAGCACGACGGGGGGGUCCCCCAUCGUCCCGCCUCCCCGUCCAGCAUCGAGGAGCACGAGUCCACAGGCCCCGAAAACCUGUUUGUGAAUUAUUUGUCGAGGAUUCACAGGGAGGAGGACUUUGACUUCGUCCUGAAAGGCCUCGCCCGCCUGCUCACCAACCCUCUGACCCAAACCUACCUGCCCAACUCCACCAAGAAGAUCCAGUUCCACCAGGAGCUGCUGGUGCUGUUCUGGAAGCUCUGCGACUUCAAUAAGAAGUUCCUGUUCUUCGUCCUGAAGAGCAGCGACGUGCUGGAUAUCCUGGUUCCCAUACUGUACUACCUGAACGACGCCAGGGCCGAUCAGUCCCGCGUCGGACUCAUGCACAUCGGCGUGUUCAUCCUGCUGCUGCUGAGCGGCGAGAGGAACUUCGGCGUGCGCCUGAACAAGCCCUACUCCGUGCACGUGCCCAUGGACAUCCCCGUGUUCACCGGGACGCACGCCGACCUGCUCAUAGUGGUGUUCCACAAGAUCAUCACCACAGGGCACCAGCGCCUCCAGCCUCUGUUCGACUGCCUGCUCACCAUUGUUGUGAAUGUGUCUCCCUACUUGAAGAGCUUGUCUAUGGUGGCGGCCAAUAAACUGCUGCACCUGCUGGAGGCCUUCUCCACCAGCUGGUUCCUGUUCUCCACAGCCCAGAACCACCACCUUGUGUUCUUCCUCCUCGAGGCGUUCAACAAUAUCAUCCAGUACCAGUUCGACGGGAACUGCAACCUGGUCUACGCCAUCAUCCGUAAGCGCAACGUCUUCCACCAGCUGGCCAACCUGCCCUCCGAUCCGCCGUCCAUUCACAGGGCUCUGCAGAGGAAGAGGAAGUCGCCGGAUGUGAUUUCCCGCACCAGCUCCCAGGAAACCGUCUCCAUGGAGGGCUCGCACCCCGCGGUGCCGGCCGAGCCGGGGACCCUGAAGGCCAGUCUGGUCGCCAUGCCAGGCAUUGAUAAACUGACGGAGAAGUCCCAGGUAUCAGAAGACGGCACCAUGGUGUCCGUCCCAAAGGCAGACUCUCCACCCACGGCCCAUUCAGAGCAAAGCGUAGUAGCAGCAACGAGUGACACAGAGUCAAACUCAGGCAAAGACAAUGAAGACGUUUUCUAUACAGAAGCAGAAAUGGAGAGGAGGCGUUUGUCAAGUGCGUCAUCGGCGUCUGUUUGGACUCCCACACCUGAAUGGGUGCUCUCCUGGAAGUGUAAGCUGCCCCUGCAGACCAUCAUGCGUCUCCUACAGGUGCUAGUUCCGCAAGUGGAGAAGAUCUGCAUCGACAAGGGUCUGACAGACGAAUCAGAGAUCCUCAAGUUCCUCCAGCACGGAACGCUGGUGGGCCUGCUCCCGGUUCCUCACCCCAUCCUCAUCAGAAAGUAUCAGGCCAACGCUGGCACCGCCAUGUGGUUCCGCACGUACAUGUGGGGCGUCGUCUACUUGCGCAACGUGGACCCUCCCAUCUGGUACGACACCGACGUGCGUCUCUUUGAGAUCCAGAGGAUGUGAGGUGAAGGCUCUUUUUUUGGACCAACAUCCUUCAGACGUCCUCCCUCUCGGCAUCUGCUGGUUUCUUCACUGUGUUUAACUUGCCUCUGUAAUCAUUAUUAUUACCACGGCGCUUUGCCCCGACACCAUUCUCCUCAGUUUAAGAUUGGACAGUAAUGUGUUGCUUUGUCAGACCUCAAGACCACAGAAUGUGUGUCAGUGCAGAGAUGACUGGUGUUUUGGGUGAAUACUGACUUUUCGUAAACUCUUGUUUAUGGUGUGAGUCCAAGCUGCAAUGCUUUAAAAUGAAUGUGUGGUCUAUAUUUGUUUAUUAUAUGCUUGUAGUUUAUGUGGUUGUGUAACUCUCUCAAACUGGAUUUUGGAGACCAUGCUACAGAUUGAAUGUUUGUAUGUAUAUGACCGGGGCUCAUGGUCGGAUGUGUCUCACCACGCUUACGAUGCUCGAUGUUGAGAAAUGUAUUUUCCUUAAAUUAUCCUGAAAAUAUAUAUUGAUAAGUGUGAAUACUGUGGUCGCCACAUGAUUGAAGAGUGAAAACGCCAGAUCACUACACGGCCACUAGAUGGCGCCAUGUCUGUAACUAUCAGUCUUAAAGGUUUGACUUUAGGAUUGCUGCUACUGUACAAGUCAAAAACAGUGGAUGCUCUCUGUUUCAACGCUUCCAGUUACUCAUCAACACACUUUCAUUAGUUACAGCCCUAAAAAUACCUUCAGCGUGAUCUGUUCUGCUCCACUGCAUGCAGUGCUGGUGCCGUAAAAUCUAUAAACAUAACAGACUGUCAUGAUGUUUUCUACCCUCUCCACAAUCAAACUCAUCCUUCAGAGCUGUUGGCUCAGGAGCCUUAAUUUGAAUUUUCAUUUAGUGUAGUUAUAAUUAAAAAUACAUAGAACCGUUGAGAAUAAGGAAGCUUUACAAUUAAAAGUAGCCCAAUCAAAACGUUCUAUAUAAUCCUACAAUAACAUUAUAGAGUCACUAUCAUCUGCAGUAGAAAUCGUAAAACACUUUCUGUUUUCUCAGUAACCCUGCAUUAUUCCUGUGCAUGUGAUUUGUACACGGUGAAAUUUCCAACGUUGUUAUUUGAAGUAAAUAAAGGUUCAUGUUUAGCUAGUC